This is a messenger RNA of Nicotiana attenuata, 933 nucleotides long. Its product is annotated as LIM domain-containing protein WLIM1-like. Gene Ontology annotation, biological process: actin filament bundle assembly. The transcript is spliced from 5 exons. The record is from RefSeq and is a predicted model, not a curated record. Gene Ontology annotation, molecular function: actin filament binding. The coding region runs from base 166 to 729 and encodes 187 amino acids. Gene Ontology annotation, cellular component: plasma membrane; actin cytoskeleton. Lineage: Eukaryota; Viridiplantae; Streptophyta; Magnoliopsida; Solanales; Solanaceae.
AAAUGUCCAUUUCUCAAUUAGUUAAAUUGCUCGUUUUUGCCUCACCAUAACUUUUUAUCUACAUUCUUUCUCUUAUCUUGCCCCCAUUCUCCUCUCCAACUCCAAGACUCAGAAAUCAAGAAAGACAGGGGGAAAGACUCAAAAAACACCUCUAAAAACUUGACAAUGGCAUUUGCAGGAACAACACAGAAAUGUAUGGCAUGUGAAAAGACAGUAUAUUUAGUCGACAAAUUAACUGCAGACAAUAGAGUCUAUCAUAAAGCUUGUUUCAGAUGCCAUCAUUGCAAGGGUACUCUCAAGCUUAGCAACUACAAUUCCUUUGAGGGAGUUCUCUACUGUAGACCUCACUUUGAUCAGCUCUUCAAAAGAACUGGAAGUCUGGACAAAAGCUUUGAAGGGACACCCAAAAUUGUGAAGCCAGAGAAAGACGAGAAACCACAUGCUGCUAAAGUCUCAAGCAUGUUUGUUGGAACAAGGGAGAAAUGUUUUGGCUGCAAGAAUACUGUCUAUCCAACAGAAAAGGUAUCAGUGAAUGGAACACCAUACCACAAAAGCUGCUUCAAAUGUAGCCAUGGUGGCUGUACAAUUAGCCCAUCCAACUAUAUUGCGCACGAGGGGCGCCUUUACUGCAAACAUCACCAUAUUCAACUAAUCAAGGAGAAAGGAAACUUAAGCCAGCUCGAGGGUGAUCAUGACAAGAGAACAACACAAGUCAAGGCAGAAUCAUGAACUUUCAACCAUUUUUUUAGCUCAUUCUUACUGUCUUCUUUAUUCAAGUGAAUAAUAGGUUAUUCAGCUAAGGACUUUAUUCAGAACAUUCAUCCAUGAAUGUACUUCCUUCUGUACCCUAAUUUCUUUCUCUACUUCCAUCAAUUUCAUUCAGAAACAUAUUCUACUUGUGUAUGUUAACUCUUUGCUUUUGCUUCUUGUUCA